Messenger RNA from Apis mellifera (honey bee), 5307 nucleotides. It is a transcript of the gene Glut4EF, whose product is annotated as zinc finger protein 395. Gene Ontology annotation, cellular component: nucleus. Gene Ontology annotation, biological process: regulation of transcription by RNA polymerase II. Gene Ontology annotation, molecular function: RNA polymerase II cis-regulatory region sequence-specific DNA binding; DNA-binding transcription factor activity. The transcript has 8 exons. The record is from RefSeq and is a predicted model, not a curated record. Lineage: Eukaryota; Metazoa; Arthropoda; Insecta; Hymenoptera; Apidae. Bases 1251 to 2936 code for a protein of 561 amino acids.
AGAAACUACGUAAAAUUGAUAUUUCUAUGAAUAUUUUUGCAUUAAUUUAAUAAAAUAUAGUGAUCGCGUAUAAAGUUUGUAUAUAAUCGACAUAUUUUAUGUGUAGUGAGAAAGAGAGACGCCAGAAGGGACGCCGAGUACAAGCGUACGAAAAAAGGAGAGGGCUGAGAAAGUGGAAGGUCUUCGUGAGCAAAGUGCUUUGGCUAGGGUUCUAGUCUGCGAUUUUUUCCCGUUCUUCUCGUUGUCCGGGCGGACGGCCAAUGAGAGUAAGUAGGUCAGCGCGCCCGUCCAAUCGGUGCUCGAGGCCGGGUCACGUGGGUUUGUUGUUAUCUAUCAGCUGUUUUUCCCGGGCGGGCGGGUGGCCGGCCGGCGCAGUGAAAGCCGCCUGGUACUCUGUUCUCAGUCCUUCCCGGUUGCUCAGCUGUGCGUCACAUGUCGGCUACCGCGGACCCUACUCCUGUCCGUAUACCAUCGAAUCGUGUACCGCUUGUACGUUCAGCUUACAGAAUUCCGCUGAGUUUCUAUUCACUGGCAAGCAUUAGUCAUAUAUUAUGCUAUCUACCGCGUAUACUCCAACGUAUUAUCACAAAUCAAUCACGAAGUGCCUCGAACAUGCAGACGGCGUGACGAACACAGGCAACGGUGCACGCCGUUUUGUUGAUACAUUGAGUUCUGUGUUCAGGCCGCGAAGGCCACCGCGUCCUUCUUCGGUCUAGGAUCGCAUUUGCUAACGCAAUUGCAAUUUAACGCAAAACUGCCCGAUCUGUCCUCAGUGUGUAUACGAGUGAUCGUGGAACAAUGACUUAAAGUAACCGUGUUGCAGUACGGAACUUCGAUAGGAAGGAAGAAAAAAGAGUAUAACAAGUGUUUUAUUUCCGGGAGUGUUUUUUUGCUAAUAUUCCAAUCAAAUCAUAGAUACACUCGUAUCGUCUCUUCACAAGUGUUUAACUGUUAAAUCGCGCGUGAAAUUGUUAUUUCUCUUUGGUGUGAUAUUAAUAUAUAUUUGCUUCCGGUUUGUUCACGAUAUACGUAUACGUAUAUUUAUCAACGAAAAUUUCAAAGACGAUAAUAGAAGGGUGAGUUAAAUUGUAGUGCAAAUGAUCUUUAUGAAAUACCAAUUUGCGCGAGAUACUUUUGAGAACGAUUUGUUAUAAGGUGUUUUAUCGUAAGAAAUAAUAUCAGUGCAUCCUCGUCAAACGAUUUAAUAAAGUGAUCGAAACGAUCGUUUAUCCAUAAAUAACCACGGAAUAAUGUCGACGGGUAAGAGGCUGGCGAAACGUAGCAUAAUCGGCACCAGAGUGUGCGCUCCCGGACAGGACGGGAAAUACUAUAGUGGCGUCAUUCACGCCGUAAAAACGCCGGCGUCAGCCGCGUCCGAGUCAGGCCUCAGUAUUACACCGAAGACUCGUUAUUCCGUACGCUUCGAUUCCGUGCCUGGCGGUCGUCCGCCAAGUCCCAGCACCGAAUACUCUGAUCGCGACCUGAUCGGACCAGGCUUCGGUUCCGUAACCAGCGCACGCCUCGUGCCCGGCCAGAAGGUCUAUUUGACGUAUAACGGACGGGAAAUUCACGCGGAGGUCACGCAACAUCGUGAACAUCAAGACGAAGUGGAUGUUAUAAUUGCACCAAACGGUCAAGAGACGAUGAGGCUGACCAAGCGUAUAGACGAGGUCAGGUUGCUGGAGUCGCGUAAGAGCGCACGGCUGGCCGAUCAGGACACGGAUUUCGCUAGGCUCGCCGAUAUGGCGGGUGAUCGAAAACGGGCAUCUUCCCACUCCAUCGACGUGCCACACGUGAUUGGAUCCAGAAAGCGGCGACCCAGCUCGAGCAACGAUUCUGAACGAUCGUUCAGCGGUUGGAGCGAGCGAAUACCCCACGGAUGUGGUCGCGAGGGGUGUCGCACAAACGAGCGCGGCGACUGCAUGGACGAAUGCACAGCCGCGCUAGUUCUCAUGUCGCUCUCGUGCUCGCCACACAGCCCUCACAAUCCUUUACCGUUACACUGCCAACAUAAUUACGGUUCCUGGGGAGGUCGAGGAGGCGGAGGUGGCGGCAUGGUGGUCGGCUCGCCGGGAGUCGGCGGCACGUCCAACAGCAGCAGCAGCAGCGGGGCUUCGUGGCGUAGCGGCACCCCGAGCCCCCCCCUCAGCGACGAGGGGGCGCCCAGUUCCCUGUGGCCGACCUCGGCCCACUCCUCGCACAAUCAACAGCACUACCCUUACAACGUGUCCGGAUCGUCGUCGAGCAGCACCCCAGGCUCGACCACCACUCUGGACGAGGGCAUAGUGCCCGACUACCUCGAGGAGCAACACCCCCGAAAGAAGAAGAUCCGGGCGAAAGUGAGCCGCGACCCGAUCGAGAAUGGACCAGCUAACAGCGCCGUCUACGAGAGCGAACAGGCUAAUGCAGCGGUAGUAUUUAAAUGUACUUGGCCAGGUUGUUUAGAAAUAAAGGCGACCGUGCCGCUUAUCGAGGAGCACGUGCGCCAAUCACACUUAGGACCUAAAAAGACUAACAGUUACGAUAACGAAGAGGACGAUGACAUUUCCGAUCACGAGGAAGAAUUCUACUAUCAGGAGGUGGCGGUGGAUCAUAUGAGCUCUCCGCCGACUAUGUCGCACAGGGACAUGGCCAGACCUCCUCACGAGGAUCCAGAGUACCAGAAACAGCUUCGUUUGGAAACCACUUCUGCCACCAAUAACGCAGAAAGCAUGAUGGGUACACCGAUCAAGCAUAUAAAGUUGUCACCCAGGCCAUUCCAGGCGUACCAACAGAGCAUGGGCCUGCUGACGGUGUCCACGGGAAAGAUGCCAUCGUCGCCCCGACGGAUUCGCGGCGAGACGAAGAAGUGCCGCAAGGUCUACGGUAUGGAGCAUCGCGACCUAUGGUGCACACAGUGCAAAUGGAAGAAGGCCUGCAGUCGUUUCGGCGACUAGGCCAAGCGGCCGCUCCGUUCGUACGUCCGCGGGCGGAGACCGUCGCCGAGCCGACCCCAGAGUUUGCCAAUGCUACAUUAAUACUUCUCUGCCAACUGCCAGCAAAUACGAAAUAUUGCCAAUUUCCAACACACACACAGUCAAACACAUAGCCAGUCAAAACUUUGUUCAGUCAGUAACAGAGUCAAACAGAGUCGUCGUCGUCGUCAUCGUCAUUAUCAUCGACGCAAUCGUGACGAAAUUGUUGUUGUUGUUGUUGCCGCGGCGAUGGCGACAAUAUACUCGCGCGAUAUACACGCGCGCGAAUCGUAUGGUUCGCGUUGCGUAUCAUCGGUCACGGAUCAGCGAAUAUACGUACUCUACAAUAUCGUCCACCAUUUUGCGAAACCGUUCGACCUGAUCCACAAACAGAUCUCCGUAAGGAAGCAUCGCGACAAAAGGAUCGAUAACGUGAUAAAUCUGUUCGGUGUGGGGAGAGUUCAGUGUGUGUCGCAUGUCACCGAAACACUUCUUCUCUAUUUUUCUCUAUCUUCGUCUUUUAUUCCUCUUGUAAAAUAUAGUCGUGUUUUUUCCCCUCGGUGUUCCCCUCGAUUUUCUCUCUCCCGGAAAACGAGGUUCACGAUGAGAGAAACACGGACCUAGAAAAGAGAGAGAGAGACACGUCAAUCCCAUGACGGAUGGCGGACCGUUAGAAGGGCCGAUCACGUGUUUCGUACGUGGCGAGAAGGGAAUAAUACAGAUUGUCAAAGGAAAAUUGUGUUCGACUUCGUUCAAAUGCGUACAUUCGUUGCGUUGUUCGAGCGAUGGUUGUAGAAGCGUUGUAAGAUGAGAAUCGAGUAUAUAUAUAUAUAUACGUUCUAAGGGAAAAGAAAAUAGUAAAAAAGAAAUAGAAAACAGAAGAUCGUUGACCGAUCGUCGAACGAUUUCUUAUCGCUCUCGUCUGGCACUUGGCAAACUCCGUCAGGGUCUUUUUUUUUUAACCGUAAUAAGGGGUUUUGACUAGUAGAUAGCGAAUAAUUGGCGGUACGGAACGAGGCGUCCUUAGACUGUCGCGCCCUCUCUUCUCCGACUUUUUCUCUAUGUUAUCUCUCCGUCUAUCUUUUCUCUCACUCUCUCCCACUCUUCUCCGAUCAAACGCAAGAGGGCGCGGAACACAGCCUUGCUUCUGAUUCGCCGGUAACGAGAAGAAUUUUAAGGAAAACGAAAAAAUUUAAAAAGCGAAAAAAAAAAGGAACUUUUUUUCCUGGCUCGGUAGAUAGAUUAAAAAAAGAGGCACGCGACUUCAAAAAAAAAAAUAAAAUUACGAAUAGAAGUACGUGUUUCUACGGAAACGUGUGCUGGUUCCCGAACCGACUCUUAGGUCAUUGCAAUAGGUCUUCCUUCAUCCGUGAGUGAGAGCACUCUGGCUCGAUUUCCUCGCCUGGCUCUCUUGCCUUGCCUUCUCGAGGGAUGUCGACGGUCGUCACGCGAUCCCCCCAGAAAAAAAGAGAGACCUAGUGGGCCCCGUGUAUCACGCGUGCGUGUCCCACAUCAUGGCCGGUCGAUUCUCGUUCGACCGAUUAUUCGUCCGUCUGCCUCACUCGAUGGGCUUUCAUACGUGCAUUCGUGGACGAAUGUGCUCGCUGAUCUCCAGAAAUGUCAUAAAAAUAAUACUUUUAAUUUUAUGGAUAUCGAUUAGACAAACAACGAUCGUUCGUUGUAUUUUUACGAUGUAGUUUUUAGAAUUUAAUUCGUAAUAUCGAAUGAAUGAAAUCGAUGUGUGUACUUUGUUUUGAGAAAAGAUUAAGAUUUGGAUAGAGAUUUUUUUCUUUUUAAAAUUUGAUUUUUGUUAUAGAAAUCUUGAUUAUAGAUUAUAGAUUAUAGAUUAUAGAUUAUAGAUUAUAGAUAAUGAAAAAGUUAAUCGUUGCGUAUCAAUUUGUUAUAAUAUAAUUUAGAAUAUUUCUGGAUUUUAGUUAAAAAAAAAAAAUUACAUAUAUUCGUUUACGAAUAUCACGUAUACGGGAUCAUAUAGUUGUAAUAAUUGUUGAUACGUAACUUAGCGUGGGAUACGCGCAUGAUCCGCGUCGAUGGACGAACGGAAGACCGAGAAGACGAAUCGAAUAUUCGGUUUGACCGAUUGUUCUUCCUGGAAGGACGCAGGCAAGUCUGGAAACGAAAAUUCGCCAUAAAUUUAAAGGCAAUUGUGAUAUUUUUUCUCAAAAUUUUAUCGAAUUAAUUAGACGAAUUCGCCGCGAGUCUACAUUAUGAUUAGGCAGCAAUUUUAUGGGGAUGACGAUGGAUCGAUGAAAAAAAAAACCGUCGAAAAAUAGAACAGAUGUGUCCGUAAAGAUAAAGAUUUUGAGGGGAUAGAAAACGAGGAAUUAUAAAAAAA